CAGCGCCCCCUGCCGCCCAUUGUCCCAAGCGCCCUUUUCCCACUGCCGAGCUGGAUCGCUGAGGGCCUGACCAGCUCCUCUCCGUGCUCAGGGAUCUUUGGGCAGCGCCUGGAGGACACAGUCCACCACGAGCGGAAGUAUGGCCCCCGCCUGGCCCCCCUGCUGGUGGAGCAGUGUGUGGACUUCAUCCGCGAGCGGGGGCUCACCGAGGAGGGGCUCUUCCGCAUGCCCGGCCAGGCCAACCUGGUGAGGGACCUGCAGGAUUCCUUCGACUGUGGGGAGAAGCCACUGUUUGACAGCACAACAGAUGUGCACACGGUGGCCUCUCUGUUGAAGCUCUACCUGCGGGAGCUCCCCGAGCCCGUGGUCCCCUUCGCCAGGUACGAGGACUUCCUCAGCUGUGCCCAGCUGCUCACCAAGGACGAGGGGGAGGGGACUCUGGAGUUGGCUAAACAAGUGAGCAGCCUUCCCCUGGCCAAUUACAACCUGCUCAGAUAUAUCUGCAAGUUUCUGGAUGAAGUCCAGUCCCACUCAAAUGUCAACAAGAUGAGUGUCCAGAACCUGGCAACUGUUUUUGGACCCAACAUACUUCGGCCACAGAUAGAAGACCCGGUAACCAUCAUGGAAGGCACUUCUCUGGUCCAGCACCUGAUGACCGCCCUGAUCCGCAAACACGGCCAACUCUUCACUGCGAGGGCCGAGGAAGGGCCGGCCUCCCCGCGUGGGGGCCCACCGUGCACAGUGGGAUGGGGCUCCGAGGAGGUCCCGGGGGAUGGCCAGCCAGAACCCAGCAGCCCCAGCAGCCCCAGCAGCCCUGGCCUGCCAUCACACAGGACCUCGUCUCUGGAUGGGGCCACUGUGGCAGCGCUGUCUAGAACCUCCCCCGCGGGCCUGGGUAGCCGAGGCAGCCCUGCCACUACCAGCCCUGGGAAGAAAGUGCAGACUCUGCCCAGCUGGAAGUCUUCUUUCUGGCAGUCAGGGUCCCGUUCGGGUAGCCCGAAGGUGGGCAGCUCAUCCCUGGAGGUGCCCAUCAUCUCCUCCGGAGGGAACUGGCUCAUGAACGGGCUGUCCUCCCUGCGCGGCCACCGCCGGGCUUCCUCAGGAGAACGGCUCAAGGACUCAGGCUCUUCACAGAGACUCUCCACUUAUGACAAUGUGCCCCCACCCAGCGGCCUCUUUGCCAGCACCCCCAGUGUGGCCAGCACAGCGUGGUCGGGGGCCUCCUCCUGCGAGGCGUCGGCCAGGGGCUCGAUCAGCAGCUGCACGGCCUGCCGGGCCAGCGACUCAUCCGCCUGCAGCUCCCUGCAUACCGAGGGGGCCCUCGAGCCUUCCCCCUUCCCCAGUAGCAGCGAGGACCGCAGAUCCCCGGACCUGGGCCGUGGCCUGGACAAGGUGGACACCUGCAUCAGCAGCAGCGAGCCCAGCGACCCAGGCAGCCCCACCCAGGACUAUGCUCGCUGCUCCGAGGCUCUCCAGGGCCUGGUCACAGAGCUCAGGGCGGAGCUGUGCCGGCAGAGGACUGAGUACGAGACCAGUAUAAAAAGACUCGAAGAAGGUAGUGCCAACCUGAGGAAACGAAUGUCACGGCUAGAAGAAGAACUGGACCAGGAAAAGAAAAAGUACACAAUGCUGGAAAUAAAGCUGAGGAACUCAGAGCGGGCGCGAGAAGACGCGGAGAAGAGGAACCAGCUGCUGCAGAAGGAAAUGGAGGAGUUUUUUUCAACCCUGGGAAGCCUGACUGUAGGGGCAAGAGGUGACAAAGCCCCAAAGUGAAGGAGUGGAAAGAGCUCCCGUCCACAGGGUGCUCACCCGCCUCUGAGCAGAGAUGGCUGCCAGCCUCACGAGGAGCCACAAGGCCCUGCAGCUUAGACGUGGGCUUCAGUGGUGCCAGCAGCUCUGGAGCCAGCUGGAGGGAGGAGUCCUGACGCCCCCAGGGGGACUGUCGGGAGCCCAAGCCCCACAUGGGAUCUGGAUGCUGCUCCGACCAUGCAGGGCCUGGCAGGUGUCUCGUGACCACCAAAACAGAUGGCACCUGGGAUCUGAGUAGCCGAGUGGGCUACUUUUUUGCAUUCGUUAUUAAAUUUGCUACCAUAGCAUGAUG
This is a messenger RNA of Leptonychotes weddellii (Weddell seal), 2101 nucleotides long. The record is from RefSeq and is a predicted model, not a curated record. NCBI's taxonomy places the organism in Eukaryota, Metazoa, Chordata, Mammalia, Carnivora, Phocidae.